Messenger RNA from Macroventuria anomochaeta, 1527 nucleotides. RefSeq lists its product as uncharacterized. NCBI's taxonomy places the organism in Eukaryota, Fungi, Ascomycota, Dothideomycetes, Pleosporales, Didymellaceae. Bases 1 to 1527 code for a protein of 508 amino acids. The transcript has 2 exons. The record is from RefSeq and is a predicted model, not a curated record. Gene Ontology annotation, molecular function: 1-alkyl-2-acetylglycerophosphocholine esterase activity.
AUGACGUGGCUCAAGAACAUCAAUCCUACCCCUGCGUUUCCAGCAUACACAGGACCGCACAAAGUAGGGUCAGUAGACAUAGAGAUUCCCACAAGCGAAUUGGAGAACCCCAGCGACGAUGCGCCACCCGCAGAUCUGCCCACCGUGGCAUUCAGAGUGUUCUAUCCUUGUAGACAGGAUAGCGAACAAAAUGCCGUGAGGUGGAUACCAAGCCCACAGAGAGAGUACAUUGCUGCAUACGCGCGGUUUUUGGGGGCGAACAGCGCAUUUGCAGGCAUCUUCUCACUGUUUCCGCAGCUUCUUCAGUAUACCUCGAUACCUGUACACUCCAACGCCGAUAUCCUCGAACCCAACACAGAGUCGAAGCGGUGGCCAGUAAUGAUAUUUUCCCACGGCCUCGGCGGCUCACGAAACGCCUACUCCCACAUCUGCGGCUCGCUCGCCAGCCACGGAAUCGUCGUAGUAGCCCCAGACCACCGCGACGGCAGCUCACCCAUAAAUUUCAUCCACACUCCCGACUCAAAAGAGAAGACCAAGCGCGUAGACUACAAGCGCAUCGACCACAAGCCCUCAACCGACGUCUACAACGCCCGCGACAACCAACUCCGCAUCCGCCUCUGGGAAAUGGGGCUCAUUCACGACGCGCUGCUGAAAAUUGACACACGCCAGCGGCUAAAAAACGUCGCCGAAGACGCCACAAAAAGCGGCGGAAAAGACAUGCUGACAAUGUUCUCGCACCUACUCUCCGUUCACGAGCCCGGUUCCAUUAGUUUCGCAGGUCACUCCUUCGGCGCGGCAACAACCGUCCAGCUCGUGAAAUCCGUAUACCAUACCUCUUCCAACGCACCAGCAUCAUACAAGCCACUCUUCGUACCGCGUUCCAACUCCGCGUUGAAGGCGCAAAUCACACCCUACAAUCCCGUCAUCCUUCUCGAUCUGUGGACCCUCCCCAUCCAAUCCCCCGCCACAGCAUGGCUACGAAACAAGAGUAUGCCAUCGUACGACGCACCCAGCGGCGGUUCGAAUCUGCUCGCGAUUCUGAGCGAGGGGUUCUUCAAGUGGAGCUCCAACAUGCAAGAAACCAAGCGCGUGGUCGCGCGCCCUGCGUCCGCGCCCUCAUCCCAACCGGGGCCGCAUAUUUUCUACCCGAUUGCGAGUGCGCAUUUGUCGCAGAGUGAUUUCGGGAUUCUGUUUCCGUGGGCGACGGCGAAGGUUUUUGGUGCGAAAGAGCCGGAGAGAGUGUUGAGGUUGAAUGCGAGGGCGGUUUUGCAGGUUCUCCGCAAUUCGGGCAUCGAGGUCGCGAACACCAGUGUAGCUGAUCUCGAGUUUGAAGGCGUCGAUGCUUCGAAGGUCAUUUCGAACGAUGACAGUAUUCUGAGUAAGAAGGAUAGGGUGCGGGGGUGGAUUAAUAUUGGCGACGAAGCCACGGGGAACGCAAACAACUCUGAGGCCAAGGUUGGCACUGGGCCAGGAGAGGCGGUGUUGCAGGGCGAGGCAUUCGGGCAGACGGUCGAAGCUGCGCAAUGA